This is a messenger RNA of Mytilus trossulus (common blue mussel), 5557 nucleotides long. Its product is annotated as von Willebrand factor A domain-containing protein 5A-like. Lineage: Eukaryota; Metazoa; Mollusca; Bivalvia; Mytilida; Mytilidae. Bases 40 to 2832 code for a protein of 930 amino acids. The transcript is spliced from 17 exons. The record is from RefSeq and is a predicted model, not a curated record.
ACUGUCAAAACAUUUGGUUGAAGGCAGUUCUAUUAGACAAUGUUUAACAAUAUCUGCACAACCUCAUGUGGCUUGGUUUGCCAGGAAAGUGGACAGGAAGUUGCACUGAAGAGUAUAACAGUAAAUGUUACAGUAGGUCACAUGAUCAGUCAUGUGGAAUCAGUCCUGUCAUACAAAAAUGAAAAACCAAAUGCCAUUGAGGCUCUAUUCAAAUUUCCAUUGGAUGAGGGAAGUGCUAUCUACAAAAUGGAGGCAGAGAUUGAUGGCAGAAGAAUCGUUGCAGAAUGUCAAGAAAAAAUUCAGGCACAACAAACCUAUGAUGAAGCAAAAGCCAAAGGAAUGACAACUUUUCUUCUUAGAGAAGAUGAAAACUCUGGUGAUAUAUUUAAGUGUUUCCUUGGAAACCUUCCAUCUCAGAAAGAGGCUAAGCUGACUAUUGCAUAUGUCUCAGAACUACAAAGGGAGAUAAAUCGAGCAGUUAAGCUUACACUACCAACCGUACUGAAUCCAAGAUAUCAUCAAGCUUCUUCAAUACAAAAUAGAGAUACUGGUUUCUCAAGCUUUGGAUUUUCUGCAAAUCCACUUCAACAACAACCAGAACAAUUUACAGAGUCAGGAAAGGGAAGUUACUCAUUCAGCCUCACUAUCAGUAUCCAAUCACAAUUCAGAAUUGACAAAAUUGAAUCAGAAACUCCAGAAGUAACAGUAUCAAUAGAAAAACCAGAUAAACUCAGUGCACAGGCCUCCUAUGCUACUGAAGAUUGUAAACUAUCCACAGAUCUGACAUUGUACAUACAGUACGAAGAUGACAGUCAACCAACAGCUAUCAUCGAAAGAGGAUCAGCAGGUCAAGAUGGUAUAAUGAAAUCUGACAUGUUGCUGCUGAAUUUUUACCCAGAAUUCCAAGAGAUCACCAGUAAAUGUGGAGAAUUUAUAUUUGUGAUUGACAGGUCUGGUAGUAUGGCAGGUUCCAACAUAUUGAAUGCAGUUCAAACUUUGAUGUUACUGGUGAAAAGUUUACGAGUUGGUUGUUAUUUUAAUAUUGUUAGUUUUGGCAGUUCAUACAGUACAUUGUUUCAAAGGAGUGUUAUUUACAACAAAGAGAACAUGACAUUAGCUGUCAAUCAUAUCAGUUCAAUAGAGGCUAAUAUGGGUGGAACUGAACUAAACAAUCCAUUGCUGAAAGUCUUUAAUGAACCAUUAGUCCAAGGACAUCCAAGACAGUUAUUUGUUAUCACUGAUGGUGCAAUCAAAAAUGUUAAUCAGACUUUAGAACUUGUGAAGAAGAACUCUAAACAGUCCAGAGUGUUUGCGGUAGGAAUAGGACAAGGGGCGUCAACAGCACUAGUGAAAGGUUUAGCUAGAGCAGGACAUGGGAGGUAUGAGUUUGUGCAGGGGCAAGAUAGACUACAGCAAAAGGUCAUGGGGCUGAUGAAGUUUUCACUACAACCAGAGUUGACAGAUUUGACAUUAGGCUGGAAUUUCUCACCAAAUGAACAUGUGUCAGCUGUUACGAUACCUGAGAAACUACCUACCGUGUUCGUUGGAGAAAUGGUAACUUUGUAUGCUAUUAUUACAGGAGCAGAAAGACAGGAAAUAGUUGGAGGGACAGUUAAAAUGACAGGGAAUUUAGGAGAAUUACCAUUUGAAUACAUAUUAGAAUUUGAAGGUCAAGGUCAAGUUAAUGAAACAACAGUAGCAGCACCUAUACACAGAUUAGCAGCAAAGGCUUUUGUUAAAGAUCUCGAAAUUGAAGAAAUGGCAAAUGAUAGCAUAGAUAAGAAGUCUGACAUAGUUUUAGUGAGUGUAGCAGCUAACAUUAUUAGUAAAUACACAUCAUUUGUGGGAGUGGAUAAAGAGUCUAAAGUACCAGUUAUUCAGCCAGUACAAAUAGAACCACCAGUUCAAGGUUUUUCUUUUGGAGCAAGUCCAUGGCCAGGAACAGCUUGUUUUGGAUCUGGUAAUUUCAACUCUCAACAAAGAGCACUAUUUGGAAGUUCUCAGCCUACUUUUGGAGCAGCACCAGCUUCUACGGGAGGUCUAUUUGGAACUGCUGGAGUAGGUUCAACUGGAAGUAAUCAAUUAAUUUAUGGAGGUGCACCUCCUGGAUUUGGUGGAGGAGGUUUAUUUGGAAGUGCUCAAUCAGCACCCCCUCCUGGAAGUGCCAUACCAAUGUUUGGAGGUUCAGCAAAUAACAAUUUUUUUGGAAACAGUCAACCCCAAGGAUCCAGUUUUGGAGUACAAGGGAACUACACUUCUAAAUCAGCACCAUCUUCUAAAAGUGCUGUACCAACUUUUGGAGGUUCCGCAAAUAACAAUUUAUUUGGAAACAGCCAACACAAAGGAUUCAGUUUUGGAGCACAGCAUCAGAACAUAAACAUGAUGGCUGGGAGUACCCAAGGCAGUUCUUUGUUUGGUUGUAAACAGGCAUCUGCAGGGUUUGGAGGAAUUGCACCAUCAAGUGGAUUGUUUGGAAGUAGUUCUUCAGGUGGAUUCGGAGUACAGAAUCAGUCCAAAAUGUCAGCCAUGUUUCAAGAUGAAAUGAUUGCUGUUAUAAGUCUUCAAGACUUUGAGGGUUCAUGGACGUCAUCAGACCAGCUUAUAGAACUAAUUAAGAUUCCUCAGGCGUUAACUCAACCACCCGAAGGAAUUGAUGGAAUUUGCUGGAUGACAUGCCUCGUCUUAGCAUGGUUGGAAUAUAAACAAAGCAACAGGAAAGAUGAAUGGGAGUUGUUAUAUAACAAAGCUGCUGAUUGGUUAAUCUCUGAAAUAGGAGCAGAGCCAUUGGCUACCCUGAAAACAUUAGCAUUGGAAGAGAUGAAACAAUUAUAAAUAUUUACUAAAGCCUAAAUAUCCAUAUUGAUAGGAGGGGCUACAAUAGGGUGUAAUGGCAGGUUUAAAGUUUUCUACAGCACUUGGCUAAGCAAAAUAUAUAUUAGGUAGUUGUAAAUUGAUCUGAUUCUCAGUUUUAAACAUUUAUAAAAGUUAAGGUCUUUUUGAAUGAGAUGUCAAGUCACUAGAUGGCAGGCCAAACCUUCAAUGUCUCUGGUCAGUUUUGAAAUGUAAGAUCCACAUAUUAGAUAUAUUGUAAACGUUGAAAGUUUUGAGAAAGAUAUCCCGUUGUGUAAAUUUUAUCUUCAAAAAAGUAGAUUGAAAUCGGGGAUUAGAGGGAAUGUCAAACAAAAAUCCUAGAUAACAGAUUUCGUCCAGAAACAGUGAAACAAAAACAGUGUCAUGACACUAAUUUAGAAAUUUGAUAUUUUACCUCUUUUUCUGAUAUCAAGGGGAACUAAUUUAAGAAAGAGGAUUCAUAAAAGUAAAAAUAUAUGAAAAUUAAAAAAAAAAAGGGAUUGUCUUAGAAUAAUGUUCAAAUAAAAAUUUGUUAUAUUGUGGUAAUCAAAGAACAUUGUUUAAUUUUAUAUUGACAGUUUGAUAAUCCUUCUUAUUCAUAUAUUCAAGGUAAAUAGAACAUUUUCUCUGAAAAUUGACAUAAAAACAUUUUAAGUAAAAUCAAACUUUUAGACAUUGUUAUACACUGACUUGCCUUGCACACGAAAUUCACUUCUUUUGGAUUCCUUCAUUUCAACUUUUUGAUCGAAAAUUUAUAUUUAAAUUAUCUGCAACGUAUACAUGUAGUGCAUCUAAAUUGAUAAAUAGUUUUAAAAAAAUUGCCAAAAAAUGUAAAUAAAUUUGUUUCCUGAAUCAGUGUACAUAGUUAUAGAAUUAAUAUAUAAUAUAUUAUAUGGAGCUUCGUUUUCAUUGGUUGUAUUCAAUUGAAUGUAUGAUUUUUUUGUCGAUUUAUUUUAAGGAAAAUUGACGUUUAUAGCAUAUCAAUCUGCAAUUAUCUCUCAAAAGUAUAUAUGCUUUAUAUUUUUUUUCUCACUCUGCUCUAUUCUUUUUAGAUUGGAACGCCAUUAUUCUCUUUCCUUUAUUUACUUUCGCCUAUUUCCCUCUUCUUUCUUUCUUUUUUUUUGCUCAUUUUAUGCUGUAGAGGCUCAUUAUAAUCAAUGCUGGAAAUUCCAUUCAGACCAUCUUAAAAGACUAUUUUGAAGCAUGUAUGUUCAAUUUUACUUCUUACUUACACAUGUACAGUGGGUGAUAACAUUUGCCUCAUACUUUAUAAUAAUCUGUUUUUCUUUUUUAUACGACUGUUAUUUUUAAUUUAACCUAAUACUUAUAUAACACAUGUUCCAUAUGAUAAGGCACAUCUAUAUUUGUUUUCAAUAAUAAUUAUUUAAACAAUUAAUUGUUGUAGUUGGAUUUUUAAUUUAUAAGAUAUGGUGUAUAACCUAAUUAAUCAAGGGAAGUAACCAUGGUUCUGUUAUGUACAUUAAUUUGAUAAUUUUUAUUGUUAAGUUAAGAGUUUAUAUUAUAUUUUUUUUAUUAUUUAAUUAAUUUUAAUUAGUGCAUGUACAAUAUAUGUCUAUCUAAUUAUAAGUUUUGUUAUAACUAUUUAGUAUAUUGUUAUGUUGUUAUGUUCAAAGGAUGUACUUGUGAGGUUUCGAAAUAAGUGUUAAAUAUAUGGACUCUUCAGUUUCUUUCCUUACGAUACAAGGUAAAAUAUUUUACCCCAUAAAACCUAUUUAUCUUUUGACAUAAGAUUUGAUAGCUCAUAAAAGGGGGGGAGGGGGUUCGUAGUGGUCCUGAUCCAGAAAUCCUGGGCUUAAAAACAUGAAAUCAUGAGGUCCCUUUUAAAAGGUCAUUUAACAAAAUGUAAGCAGAUUCUUGAUUUUUUUUUGUUGAUAUGAGACCCAAAUACUGGUAUUACCAAUGCAAAUAUAAGAUAAAAGUCUAUGCAAGUCAGUCUUUUCCCGCCAUAUUUUAUAAAUCAAAUAUCUCAAAAAGGAGCUCCAUGACCUAUCAAUAUUUUAAGCUUACUUUGAACCUUAACUAACAUUCUUCCAUCUUAAAGUAUCAAUUUUGAAUUCCUGAUUUAUUUAAUUUUACCUUAGAUCACCUAAGUACAUCCUUAAGUCAAAGGUUGUUUGCACCCUGUUUUUUAUGCCCCACCUACGAUAGUAGAGGGGCAUUAUGUUGUCUGGUCUGUGCCUCCGUUCGUUCGUUCGUCCGUUCGUUCGUCCCGCUUCAGGUUAAAGUUUUUGGUUGAGGUAGUUUUUGAUGAAGUUGAAGUCCAAUCAACUUGAAACUUAGUAUACAUGUUAACUAUGAUAUGAUCUUUCUAGUUUUAAUGUCAAAUUAAAGUAUUGACCCCAAUUUCAUGGUCCACUGAACAAAGAUAGUGUGAAGCUCAGGUUAAAGUUUUUGGUCAAGGUAGUUUUUGAUGAAGUUGAAGUCCAAUCAACUUGAAACUUAAUAUACAUGUUAACUAUGAUAUGAUCUUUCUAAUUUUAAUGCCAAAUUAAAGUAUUGACCCCAAUUUCACGGUUCAGUGAACAUGUAAAAUGAUAGUGUGAGUGGGGCAUCCGUGUACUAUGGACACAUUCUUGUUUAAACAUAAAAUGUACAUUACAUGUCUUAUUGUUUAGUUUUGUUAUAAUUAUAAAUGUUAUUUUAUAAGCAAAAUAAACCUGAAAAAGAUAUUGUGUUUGAAGUUUCA